AUGGGCGAACGAACGGUCAACGAGAUAUUUGAGAGCUACAGAGAUGCGGUUGAAAAAAUCAACACUAUCAAGUUAGCACUUCUAAGAGGCAGACCACUCAACGAACCAAGACCCCAGCUCAUUGCAGAUCCCCUCAACGACGUAGAUAUACUUGAGGUUAUCGAACCAUCCGACGAACCAAGACCCCAGCUCAUCACCUACCUCCCCAAUGACGUAAAUAGACUUUGGGAGAUGAUCGAUAACAUAGAAGAACAUUUGGGUCGCCACAAAUUCAAUAACACUUGCAAACCCCGGGACUUCGUCAAGGCUAUGAGAUGGUAUUACGAAGGUGGCAAAGAGACCUUUGAGCUCAAAGAGAAGGAUAUCCACAAUGACAUCGCUAUCUACGUCCCAGGCACUAUCGUGGAGAUAUCUCGGAUUAAAAAUGACUCGAGGAUGACUUUCGUGGUUCUCACAAAGAGAAAACGGAUGAUUGAGGGCAUAGACUUGUGGUGUGAGAGUAACAAUCAGCGACAACAGCUCAACCCAAAUCCUCAAGAAGGUAGCAAGUCUCAACUAGAGUUAUAUGAGGAAAGAAUGAGGGCUCGUGAUGCGAAGGAUCUCGACACUCUGUAUCUUACCUUAGUAUAUGGUUUGAAGGCUCUCAUUCACUCCAUAAUCUCAGUGAAAGAUCCAGACAAGUCUGCAUGGAACUUGAAAGCACUUAAUAUUAGAGGGCAGCUCGAGGAUCUUCACAUAAUCCUAUCUGAAAAGUUGACGGAUUCACUUAAAAUUUGCGAAAGAUGCGGAAUUGAGGAAGAAGGGUCAGAAGAAUCGAAGUAUUUCAAGCAAAUGAUAAGUAGAACAUUCAUUAAGGUGCUCAUACACAUGGAUUACUUUCUCAUAGAAAUCUCCGACCCUUCUAUGUAUAAGGACACCAUUACAAAUCAUAUUCGGGAAAGAAAGUCGUUGAACUAUGUUUCUGAGAUGAAGGACUUGUAUGCGGAAGAAUCGAAAAGUUAUUACACCGUGUGGGAACCACAAUUCUCUCGGCGCAUGGAUGCUAUAACAAACGGCAUCAGAGUCGUAACUGCUGUUCUCAACAACGGAAAAUCGUUGUUUGGUAUAUCCUAG
Molecule: messenger RNA, 1113 nt
Organism: Botrytis porri
Lineage: Eukaryota; Fungi; Ascomycota; Leotiomycetes; Helotiales; Sclerotiniaceae
Exons: 2
Coding region: 1-1113 (370 amino acids)
Source: RefSeq, a predicted model, not a curated record